This is a messenger RNA of Cladophialophora psammophila CBS 110553, 2958 nucleotides long. RefSeq lists its product as uncharacterized. The record is from RefSeq and is a predicted model, not a curated record. The transcript has a single exon. Gene Ontology annotation, cellular component: nucleus; cytosol; proteasome regulatory particle, base subcomplex. Bases 1 to 2958 code for a protein of 985 amino acids. Gene Ontology annotation, molecular function: polyubiquitin modification-dependent protein binding. NCBI's taxonomy places the organism in Eukaryota, Fungi, Ascomycota, Eurotiomycetes, Chaetothyriales, Herpotrichiellaceae. Gene Ontology annotation, biological process: proteasome-mediated ubiquitin-dependent protein catabolic process.
AUGAGCCUCGUGUCUCAGCGCUUUCACAAAUUGGUCACCACACCUCAUGCAUGGCGCAUUGCAUUUGCGAGGUACUUCCCUGGGCAAGAAGCGUUGGGCGCUGGGCCAGGCAAGGCUUCACAAGAGUCGGUGUCUGAUGUUGACAGAGCACAGCGCAGGUCAUUCGCGCGGUUAUCAGCCCUUUCCUCAUGGAGAAGCGAAUAUAUCCUUCGAACACGACUGCUGCGCUCUUUGGGCCGCGGCCGGCCUGCAAUCGAGGCAAUCUCUCGCUCUGGUGCAUCUCGCCAUGCUAGUAGUGCGGCCGCUGCUGCGGUCACCACUUACGCUUCCGGCUUGUAUUAUCCCGUCAGCCAUCUGCACGCUACGUUUGGGGUCGGCCUCAACAAGAAACAGCCCCUGUUCAUGCAUGGAGCAGUUGAGCAAGGGGGUGUCACUGUGAGCGACCCGGCCAGUGGUAAACCUGGCUCUUGGGGUCUAACAGAUUUCGAUGCUUUCAAACACUUUGCGGAUCAGUUCCCGGGCGAACUGCCGUAUGGCCUCGGCUCUGGGAAUAUGGUUGGGAUGGCAAAUGUCAUGGAUCUCAGUCAACCUUAUGGUAAGGUAUAUGGAGAGGCUUGUCCCGGAGGACGUGUCUUCUACACUUCGACCAGCGAGCAACGGGGUCGGUUCGUAUCCAUGUCCUCGACGGCCAACCUUGCGCUCGGAAUCCCUGAGACGACUAUGAUCGGUUGUGCUGUUUGCUCGGUCUGGAUCGCAAAGUCCGAGUCGGUUCUCAAGGCUACUAGUGGUAUAUUUGGUUUCCUUGCAGGAUUCUCGAACGGUGUUUUGGCAGCCUAUGCCCUUGGUGUCAACCCCGUCCAAGAUCGCCGGUACGACAAAGGGGAACUCACUGCUAAAUGGGUUCUUUGCCCAGGUGUGCCAAUCAUUGCAAUUUGUGUCGAUGAGAGGGUAUCCACUCGAAGAUUGUCUGCAGGUCGAAUCUGGGCUACCGUCUUGAACGCUCUCGGAGAGGUCUUUUACCUCACUGACGCCCCUAUCAGACCAGAUUUUGUCGGCAAAGCGUCACCCGAUGAGCUCGAUCGCCUUGCCUGGAAAACGGGGAGAUGUGUACAGUGGUCGCUGGUCGAGGCUACGCGACGAACAGCGAAACCAGACCCCUUUGGCACGGCAAAGGUCGAUGGCAGUUAUAGUCCAAACAUCUCGAGCGAUGCAUGCGGCUUAAGCAAAGACCAGAUUAUCGCUGAAACGAAAGAGGUCGAAGGAUUUCUGCGGCACAAACCAAAGCAUUUCCAGAAUGUCUGUACCGGGUGGGAUAUGCAGCGAAGAUUGAUCGCUGAUUUUGCGGGCGACGAUGGCCACAAUAAAGGGGAAUCCAUCUUCGUCGUAGAUUGCGGUUUGUACGGGAACAAUGUGGCUUCGGUGCGCCGUUUUACUAGGUGCAUGACGAAGAACACCGUUGACUCGGAGCUGGACAGCUGGCCAACCCUCCAAUCGGCCAUGAAGCAGCCCUCGAUCUUUGGUACGGGAAGUCCAACCCAGCAGUCUCCAUAUUCCUCCCCAGCGCCGAGAAGUGUCCCGCGAUCGCGGACUUCUAGUCAAGACGACGGUGCGGGCUCGAGAACGAGAGAGGUUUGGCACAUUUCAACCUUCUCGUUUGCUGAACAUCGAAACAUCCACAUCUCGGCUUUGGCUUCUGACGAGUCAGAGUUCGCCACUCUGAACGUCAAUGAGGAUCCCUUACUCGGAAUGUCUGGUGGCUCCAACACUUCCUCGCCUCUUGCAUCCCCUCUUGGCCACACGGGAACGUUAAGCUCGACCUCGGAGAUCCCUGGCCAUCGUUCACGGCUUUUUGGAAUCGGUACGACGUCAGGCAUCGUCAUGCUUUGGGACAUGCGCGCUAGCCUGUCUCCCAGCCCUGAAGUUGUCAACGCCGUCUCGCCGGUCAGGGUUAUUUACACAAAGUCUCCUCAAAUUGCAUCACUUGCCCUCACUUCAUUGUACGUUGUGCACGGAGGAAAUGAAGGUCUGGUUCAAGCAUGGGAUGUGCUGGCGUCCACAACUGAACCAGUCAGGACACUAAACUCUCGGUUCUCGGACCGGGCAAGACGUCGUAUCGCUCAAGCCGAAGCUUCUGUGCAAGGCGUGGGAAACAAUUACUACGCUGCAGGCGCAAUCGUCUUGGACCCUGAUCCAACAGUCUUGCGGGGCAUGGUUUCUUUGGGCUCUUAUGUCCGAUACUGGUCUUACAGUUCCACUGCCGCCGAUGCGUAUAAGACGCGCAAGAGGGGCCAACUUCGUCGGCGGUCGGAGCGAGGCAGUAAUUCUACACCAGCCGGCCAAAAGGUCAGCGCAACCGGACGCGGAUUGAUCAAGGAUUACAUCAGCAACGAGAGGCAUGAAAUGGAGCGAGAGAAACUCGCAAGGCAGAAAGAGCAUGAACGACUGAGCGGCAGAUUUGGCACUGAUAUUCUGGGCGAAGGCGCGAGUGAGGAGGAGCUGCUGGCCUAUGCCACCAUGCUCAGCGAGGAGGCAUUUUCCAGUGAGGAGAGGAAGAGGAAGCAAAACUACGGCGGCGGUUCGAUGGCCUCACCCAGUGCAUCUCAGAGCGGCGCGGACCAUGCGGCCGAUGCCGAACUGGAGGAAGCCAUCCGUCUAAGCCUGUUGGAAAACGAACAGGUGUCGUCUUCUCCAACAAGGAGCGCCAGUGACUUCGACGUUCCCAUUAGGUAUGCAAAGAGCUCAAGACAUGGCACGCCCUUGAGAAGUGCGAAGGCCGGGAGCAGCAAAGCACAAGCAACGGCACAAGAGGAGGAUGACGUGGAGUUUGCAUUGCAGUUGAGUCUCGCUGAGGAACAAAGCCGUAUGGCCAGGGACGAAGACUUUCCAAUGCUUUCCAAAUCCAGUAGUGGUGGAUCUGAGGGAAGUGGGAAGGGGAAAGGAAAGUCCAGACGGCGUUGA